AUGGAAGAAGGAAGUAGCAGCAGCGCAGGAGUAGUUCCGAAAUCAGCGAUGGAGGCUGUGAGACAAACGCUUACUCUCCUCCAGGAACUGAAACCGCAGCUGGAGGAGAUGCUGUCUUUAGCUGAGCCAGAGGUUCUCGCUCAAAUGCAGCCGUUGAAACGAGCUAAGCUUAUGUACAUGCUCGCCGAAGCCACCACAACGAUUUUCACCCUGAGGUUGAGAUGUACCGGCGUUAAUCCUGAUGAUCAUCGUGUUAAAUCUGAGAUUGAGAGGCUUGAUGUCUACAAAGAGAAAUUGCAGCGGUGUAUGGAUCGUAACAAAGAGCCAUUGCGUCCGACUACAGUCUUAAACCGUCAGGCAGCAACCCGUUUCAUUGGAAACUCUCUGCCUGAUCUUUCAUCUGCCCAAAAGCAAAACAUUAGAGACCUCAGCAAAGGAGAUAAAUCAAGGAUGAGGUAUUCAGAAACAAGUGCGAAAAAGAGGAAAUACCAAUCAGAUGAGAAACAGUCUGUUCGGUCUGCUGCAAAGGAAUUUCUUGAAAAGGCAGCUCGUGAGCUUAAUGGUAACAAUGAAAAUGCUUUGAAGGGCCCUCUAAUGAUGGCAGCUGAGGGUUCAGAUGAUGUUGAAAUGAGUACAGCCUGA
Eruca vesicaria subsp. sativa (arugula) is the source of this 642-nucleotide messenger RNA. NCBI's taxonomy places the organism in Eukaryota, Viridiplantae, Streptophyta, Magnoliopsida, Brassicales, Brassicaceae. The record is from the annotation of a GenBank genome assembly.